GCGAGCGAGAGAGGGAGAUGGACCGGGAGCGCGAACGGGAGCGCGACGUGCUGGCGGGCCACGGUGGGCACGCGCAGCAGAUCCACCCCGCGCACCGCCCGGCACACCCCGGCCCCCCGAUGGGCCCCGUCAUGGCCCACCACCCCUACCAGGAGAAAAGCCACGGGCACGGCGGCCACGGCGGCCACGGCAACGGGCUCCUCAACGGCAUCGCCUCCUCCAUCAGCCGGUUAGCGGCCAACAACUGCGACUUGACGAUAACGACCACCAGCACGUCCUCGGGCAGCGCCUCGCCGCCCCAGGCGCACGGCUUCAACAGCAGUAGCAACAAUAACAACAAUAGCACUAGUAAUAACAAUAAUAGCACGAAUGUCAACAAUAACAACCGGCAAUCGCCGCUCCAGCUUCAGUUGAAAGGCGGCAGUACCGGCUGCGGCGGAGGCAGCCAACACUCGGGCAGCUCGACGGGGGCGCUCAGCCCAGUGUCGGACCUGCUGGACGACAACCCAAACCAGCCAACCAUCAACCAAGCCAACACCAAUAUGGUGGAUGGAAUCAAUUUGGAUGAAAUAAAAGAAUUUGCGAAAGCGUUCAAGAUUCGACGCCUCUCAUUGGGACUGACGCAGACACAAGUGGGACAAGCACUAUCAAUCACGGAGGGCCCUGCAUACAGCCAGAGCGCCAUUUGCAGUGCCCUGGCCACGCAGAUGAUAUGUGCCGCUCAGAUAGCCAACCAGCGUCCAAAUGUGUUUGAAAAGCUUGACAUCACUCCCAAAAGUGCACAAAAGAUUAAACCUGUUUUGGAGCACUGGAUGAAAGAGGCCGAAGAGAGGUACAAAAUUGGACAAAAUCAUCUGACUGAAUUCAUUGGAAUGGAACCAUCCAAAAAGAGAAAAAGGCGGACAUCGUUUACACCACAAGCACUUGAACUGCUAAAUCACCAUUUUGAGAGAAACACCCAUCCAUCAGGUACGGAAAUCACAGCACUUGCUCAUCAACUUGGGUAUGACCGAGAAGUUAUUCGAAUUUGGUUCUGCAACAAAAGACAAGCACUAAAAAACACUGUGCGAAUGAUGUCUAAAGGCCUUGUUUCAUAAAACCAUGAAGGGCAGAAAUCAAACAGUGUUUACCUCAGCAGAAGAUUGUUGCCCAAGGUGCACACAUCUCAAUUUUGUGAUGUGUCAAUGUCAAUUCCUGCCCGCGAGAAGCAGUGAAGAUACCUGCACCCAAAGCCUGUGACAAAGUGAAAGUAUUGAAGCACUGCUCUUUGACUGAAACCUUUGUGCUGAUGCAAGCUGCAUGCAGGGUGAUCCUCUUGAAGUGAAAUAACAAUUUAAUGGAUUUGUGAUUUAAUUGUCAAAUACGAAGAGUGUUAUCUCUAGUCUUAAAAUAAUUAAAGGCGUAAAUAUCUUAUCUACUUCUGUAAAGGGAAAUCACUGAAAUGUUUUUGUUUAACUCGGAUUUGUUAGAAGAUGAUAAUGUUCCAUCACCUUAACAAAUUUUCCUUUCCUUAGUCAGUCUCAAGACCUCAAUAGAAGAGCAGACUCUUUCUGUCUUGAGAUAAGAGAGUUAUUCAACUGUAUUAUAACAUGUGGUAAAGAUAUGUGACAAAGUUUGUUUUAUUUGCAAUAACUGCAGUUGUCAUAACUAGCAGUUGGAAGAUAGAGAGAAGAAUGCCAAAGUGUUUAAAAUAAGUGACUAAUUGCUGAAAAGUAUACAUUUCAUUGUGGUCCCUCUUUAAAUGGACAGUGGUGUUUUUAAACUACAUGGACAAGCUAUUGUUACCCAAUGGAACAGAUUUUAGUCUUUUAAGCUUACAUAACUAUUGUGAUUGUGAUGUGCCAUCUUCAUUGAAUGGGCGCCUGACCCAUGAAGAUCAUGAUUAUACAGAAUGGCACAGCUGGACCCUGAUUUACUGGGACAAGUGCUUGGUUUUACCUCUAGGCUUGUAAGGUGCCAUAGAGCUGAAAUCCUCAUUCAGACCGUCUCUUUUAUGUGGCACACAUUGCCUGGUUUAUCAGAGGCUUUCUGUGCAAACAGAUUUUUUUAUACAUAUUAUAGCUUAAUGAAUCCCCCAUAUUUCACUCUACUCCCGAGCCAAAAAUUCCUUAACUAAUUCAUGUACACGCAUAUUUAUAAACAAACAGUAUUACUGUAUUUCAAAGUGCACAUCUGUGUUUUGUAUUAUUUACUGAAAGUUUAGCAUUUAGCAAACACUUCUUAUGCACUAGUUCCCCUGAAAAAAAAAAGUUUUGUUUUCCAGAAAAUAUUAAAUUAAUUCAUGUAGAUCAGAUCAGACAAACUGGACCAGACAACUUAUGUGAAUCUCUCAACAACAACAAAAAUUGUGAUAUUGAAUGCAUUUUGCUGAUAAAAAUGACACACUGAAAUUUUCAGUGGCAGUGUCACUGCUACACUGUGAACACUUCUCUAAUUUGUUUCCAGUAAGAAUGUUUUGAAUGAGUGCAAUAAGUUACUUUUAGUUGUUUUAGUUUUAGUGAGUUGUUGUCUUCAUAGAGGAGAAAUUAUAAUAUUGUUAUGUUGAAAGAGAAUGAAUGCAUUUAUCAAAAA
Messenger RNA from Thrips palmi, 2571 nucleotides. Its product is annotated as POU domain, class 6, transcription factor 1-like. Gene Ontology annotation, molecular function: RNA polymerase II cis-regulatory region sequence-specific DNA binding; DNA-binding transcription factor activity, RNA polymerase II-specific. NCBI's taxonomy places the organism in Eukaryota, Metazoa, Arthropoda, Insecta, Thysanoptera, Thripidae. Bases 18 to 1097 code for a protein of 359 amino acids. The transcript has 7 exons. Gene Ontology annotation, biological process: regulation of transcription by RNA polymerase II. The record is from RefSeq and is a predicted model, not a curated record.